Molecule: messenger RNA, 4118 nt
Organism: Salarias fasciatus (jewelled blenny)
Lineage: Eukaryota; Metazoa; Chordata; Actinopteri; Blenniiformes; Blenniidae
Product: epidermal growth factor receptor substrate 15-like 1
Exons: 24
Coding region: 27-2612 (861 amino acids)
Biological process (GO): endocytosis; endosomal transport
Cellular component (GO): clathrin coat of coated pit; plasma membrane; cytoplasm
Molecular function (GO): cadherin binding; calcium ion binding
Source: RefSeq, a predicted model, not a curated record
UGCGCGCUCCCGCAACACCAGGAAAUAUGGCGGCGCUCAUGACGCUCAGUCAGCUAUCGAGUGGAAACCCAGUAUAUGAAAACUUGUAUAGGCAGCUCGAUCCAGGAAACACAGGAAAAAUAUCAGCUGGCGAUGCAGCUCAGUUCCUUAAGAGGUCAGGUUUGUCUGACAGCACGCUGGGGAAGAUUUGGGAUUUGGCAGAUUCAGAACGAAGAGGCUACUUGGAUAAACGGGGUUUCUUCGUAGCUUUGAGACUGGUUGCUUCAGCGCAGGGUGGAAAUGACAUCAGCCUUAAUAACCUCAACCAAAACUUAGCAGCGCCCAAAUUUAGAGAUACGAGCAGCCCAUUAUUAACCGUUUCAGCACCAGCAUCUGACUCACAAUGGGCAAUACGGCCUGAUGAAAAAGGAAAGUUUGAGGGAAUUUUUGAGAGUCUGUCUCCGGUCAAUGGCCUUCUCCCCGGUGAAAAAGUCAGGCCAGUUUUGAUCAACUCCAAGCUACCUCUGGAUGUAUUAGGAAAGAUUUGGGACCUAAGUGAUGUGGACAAAGAUGGAUACUUGGACAAAGAGGAGUUCAUAGUGGCCAUGCAUCUUGUCUAUCGCGCCAUGGAGAAGGAUCCUGUCCCAACCACCUUACCCACAUCCCUCAUCCCCCCUUCCAAAAGGAAAAAGUCUGCGGUUGGUCUUCCAGGUGCCGUGGCCGUGCUCCCUGCCUUGUCCGGUCUUACGCCGGGCUCGACUCCGCUCAAAGAGACCCUCCGUAGCACUCCUCCUCUGAGUAGCACCACUCCCCUCAUCCCCAGCGCUGUCAGCCUUUCUCCACAACACUCCUUCAAGUCCCCCUCACAGCCUUCGGUGAACUGGGCCGUCCCGGUGGCCGACAGAGAGCGAUACGACGAAAUCUUCAGGAAAACCGACAGCGACAACGACGGCCUCGUCACGGGCGGCGAGGUCAUCGAGAUCUUCAUGCAGUCGUCUCUCAGCCAGACCAUGCUCGCUCAGAUAUGGGGCCUCGCUGACACCAAGCAGACCGGGAAGCUGUCCCGGGAGCAGUUCUCUGUGGCCAUGUAUCUCAUUCAGCAGAAGGUCAAGAAAGGCAUCGACCCUCCCUCCACCCUUCCUCCAGAUCUGAUCCCCCCAUCAGAAAGGACAGCAGCGUCGGGGCUUCAGAACUAUGCCGGCCUCAUGUCUUCUGUGAGACCGGAACUUGUGGCACUAGCUAAUAUACGCAGAGACAGUACCAGCUCCACGGGGUCGGUGGAGCUGACAGGCAUCAAAGAGCUGGAUGACCUCAGCCAGGAAAUAGCUCAGCUGCAGAGAGAGAAAUUCAUCCUCGAGCAGGAGAUAAAGGAAAAGGAGGAAACCAUCAGACAAAAAAACAGCGACGUUCUGGACAUGCAGAAUGACUUGGACAGGGAGAGCAGCAAUCUGCAGGACCUGGAGUCACAGAAGCAGGAUGCCCAAGAGCGUUUGGAGGAGAUGGACCAGCAGCGCUCCAAGCUGGAGGGAAUGCUGAACGACGUGAAGCAGAAGUGCCAAGAGGAGUCCCAGAUGAUCUCGUCCCUUCAGAGCCAGAUCCGCUCUCAGGAGACCGACCUCCGCAGCCAGGAAGACGACCUGAGCCGCACCAAGGCCGACCUGAGCCGGCUGCAGGAGGAGGAGGCCCAGCUGGAGCAGAGCCUGCUCUCGGGCCGCGUCCAGCUGGACAGCAUCAUUAAAUCACUCAAAACCACCCAGGAGGAGAUCAACCAGGCUCGCGGUAAGCUGUCUCUGAUCCAGGACAGCCAAAAAGAGAUGAGCAAAACCAUCGAGGAGUACAACAACGCUCUGAGUGACAUGAACGGGGGGAAUUUCAGCGCCCUGCCAGACUUAAGUGAGGGCUUCGCUCAUAAGGAGAACGGAGGCUUCAGAGCUGCGGAUGACUCUUUCAAAUCAAGGAUAGCCAUGUUUAACAACAACAGUGUUAAGGAGGCUCCAGUCGACCCCUUCAAGACAGAAGACCCCUUCAAAUCGGAUCUGUUCCAAGAUCCAUUUGGAGGCGACCCCUUCAAAGAAAGCGAUCCCUUCAAAGGCACCUCAUCAGAAGACUUCUAUAAGAAGACCGACAAGUCAGACUUGUUUGGAUCCGCAGACCCCUUUGGCAGAAAACCCACGCCGCCAGUCAAGCCCAGUGCCUUCAGCAGUGACCCUUUCUCAUCCAACAGCACUAAACAGAAUUCAGAUUUGUUUGGGAAAGCGGACCCCUUCGGAAGCAAGGGCGGCGGAUUCGCUGACUUCAGUCAAAUGUCGAAGAAGUCGGACAAUCCUUCGCUUCCAUCAAAGAAGAGUGUGCCUAACCGGCCUGCGCCGCCCUACGGUGCGCCGGGUUUGAGCGCAGCCGAGCCGCCCCAGAGCGUCUGCUCCACAGACCCCUUUGUUUCCAAAGCGUCCAGAGACUGUCCUGUGGGUUUUGCAGACUUUGGCUCUUUUGGAAGUGAGAGUCAGCAGCUGGAGUGGGCCAAGCGGGAGAGCGAGCGCGAGGAGCAGGAGAGGCUGAGGAGGCUGCGGCUCCAGGAGCAGCAGGACCUGGAGCUGGCCAUCGCUCUCAGCCGAGCCGACAUGCCCAACGCCUGAGCCGGGCCGCCACCCCCCCCCCCCCACCCCAACGCUCCGCACGCAGCCUCCCGUCCUCUCCCUUCACCACGCCGGCCCCGACGCGACCAGCCAGCCCCCUGUUUCCAAUUUGCGUCAAGCGAGCGGCGUCUCCGAAAAGCGCCGACUGGACCCCGUGGCACACGACUCCGCAUUUAGCAACCGGUCAAGGUUGAUUGCUCCCAAAACUACACGGCAACUAUAAUCAAGGACAAUACGGAGCCACUUAAUUUGAGCCUGCGCUUCAUCCUGCAAGAACAUGGUGAUUCAGCGCAGCCCAAACCUGCAGGCUUUACUUUACUGCAACCUUUAUCCAGCUACUUGUUAUCUAAUCAACCUGCCUUAUCCUAAAGCAUGAUUGUUGGAGUGGAGAACUUUUAAGAAUGUUUUACAGUUUAAUUUAUAAACACGAGCAGUGAGUCAGGAGUGUAUGGAGCAAAAUGCACUGCAAAACUUUUUAUAUAUAGUCUUCAAUUACUCCCAGAAAUACAAAAUGAAAGUCCAACUGCGCAGGCUAACUACUGUGUUGGCGUAAGAUUGAGUUUGUGUCAUAAUAAAUGUGUCUGUGUUUUUUUUUUGUCUUUUUUUUUUUUUUUUUUUAAACAAACACGCGCUGUAGAUAUUUCUAGGUGAUGUUUUAACGUACGAGAUUUGGAGCCUGUCUGUAGAAACAAACCUGUCAUAAAGGACUGGAGCUCAGCGAUCCGAUCAUCAGUAGCAUGAUUUAGAUUCUUAUCUCAAAAAAUGUAACAAGUGCUUUUGACGUUUAUGCCUUAUUAUGUACUGUUUCUGCCGUUUGCGGUGCAUGGAUGGAAAGGGAUUUCGGACAACAGUGGAAGCCCGACGUUGCUCGCGAUAAUCAUUCAGGUCUUCCUCCCUCCGAGCUGGAGCUGCGUCCUCCCAGGGUGCCGUUUACCACCCUCUGAUGUCAGCAGCUUGUGUUUGCUUCAUGAUUGGUAGCCUUCUCUUAACACCCACUUGGACUGUUGCACAAGUGAAGCCUCUAAAAAUGGAGAAAAACAUGUAAACCUACAUUUACACUGGUGCUGUUACACUCUGCUCCCCCCUCUUUUACUCUCCCAGUGGUGCACAGCUCUGUGUGCUUCCAGCUUUUUCCUCUUUUAACUUAAAUCAACUGUUGGAUCUUAUUUCUUUUUUCCUUUUUUUUUUUUUAAUAUAUAGUUCCUGUGGACUUUUGUCUUAUGAUCCAGUCGGAGGGCAUUUCUUCACACGCCUUAAAAUAUUGCAUUUAUGUAAUUGUUCAACACUAAUCAGGUUUAUUUGGCACAUAUGAUAUGAACUCUAUUUUCCAGAGCUUCCUGGACGUGUGCAGAAUGACGGCGACUUAUUUAUCAACAUAUCAAUACUGUAACAUGUUACACUGCACAGUAUGUAUGUGAUUAUAAUAAAAUCAUGAGUUUUGUGCUCUAAAAACUAACAAGCUGUAGUUCAAUAAAAUGUGUUUUUUUGUUUUUUUAACAUUCCUGG